AUGAGCCCAGUGAGCUCGUUUGUCCUUCCCACAGAUUUGACGCCACUCUUUACGGUUCAGCAAGUGGUUUGUGCCUAUCCGAUCUCUGAUGCCUGGGCGGCGACCCCUCGGUAUUUAUACUAUGCCCUGCUUCUCGCCACUCUAGUUGUCCGGACUCGCUCAUGGCUCGUCCAAGUGUUCCUUGGAGCUGCAGCAACCUAUGCAGGCGUGGCAUCCAUCCAGGCUUUCAUCCUGAUAUCGGAUCCGUCCUACAUUGCGGAUGGCCAGCAAGUGUCAAUCCCGUUCGUUGACUCUGCUGCAGUGACAGGCAAUGCAACAUACGAAGCUCUUCCCAACCUAUGGACCGAUACAUCGUCAGUUGAGAUCUCCCCCGCUAUCAUGGAGCUCGAUAUCGAUGCUAUACUUGCAGUCGUCAUCACUGGCUACUUGUCAAUGCUACCUAUGCACUGCUGGUCCCAUACCGUCCGGGCUUACCGUGCACUCCAUCUCCUUGUUGGUCUCUGGAACCUCCUAAUGCUGGGCGGUAGUAUCUGUGCUCUCGUGCUCUGGCCCUCGCUGGAUUGGAACACCUUUCCCUUCCAGUAUCGCUUCUGCUAUCCGGACUACCCUGAUGGCACGAACACCAACAACGACGGUUGGAACGACAACACCUUCAGAGGCUCUUGGAACUCCACCGUGUGGUAUACCUUCCAGAAUCUGAGUGCUAAUCUGCAGCUCUCCGAUAACUGCCUGUACCCUUGCUUCUCCACCUCGCAAAUACUCCGACAGCAAUCCUCCGCAACAGCCAGUCUCAACACCAACAAAAAUCCACGAACCAGUAACAAUCUUAGCGAUGCACAGUAUAGACGUUUCGACGAGCUCACGUACUUUAUGUUCGGCGCGAUUGCCCUGUCUACCAUCAUCGCCCUCGUCCUACUGGCCUUAAAUGUGACUGGCCUUCGGCGCAUAACCCGAGUACCCGUCCAUCGCCCUCAGCUCCUGUGGAAAGUUCGCAAAGAGUUGUGGCACGCCAUCUCUCAGGACAUUCGAGCUGCUUUCACCAUGACACGGUCUACUAUGACUUCGCCUCAGCGGAAAUACCGCCUCUUCCAGGGAACCUCCCGCAAACGAGUGCAAGAGAAAGCCCUGUCCGGACUCCGGCUCUUCACAGAUCUGAUCGCGCUUCUAUGUCUGCUGUUGGCAACUGUCUUUGUUCCGCUCACAAACAUCGCCUUCAUCGUAUGGAUUGAGUGGUUCAUACAUCGUGAUCUUAUCAGCAAAGAAACUCCCAAGCAGGUCGGACAGUGGUCCAGUCUUGCGGCCGUUGCUCUGGUGCUCGUGUCAGCGCUGGUACUGAGAGCCAAGUACUACAUCGCCCCGAAGACCGAGAUCGAGGCAGACAUGGAGACUUGCAGAAAGAACCUCGCCCAUUUAGAGACCUUGUGGGAAGAAAGGCUUGCCAGAGAUGAUCCGCAGCGAGAGGGAAACACUAUAGAGUUGCUGCAGGCAGCAAUCCGAUCAUCAUGA
Messenger RNA from Cyphellophora europaea CBS 101466, 1506 nucleotides. RefSeq lists its product as uncharacterized. The record is from RefSeq and is a predicted model, not a curated record. Bases 1 to 1506 code for a protein of 501 amino acids. The transcript has 2 exons. Lineage: Eukaryota; Fungi; Ascomycota; Eurotiomycetes; Chaetothyriales; Cyphellophoraceae.